Messenger RNA from Oreochromis niloticus (Nile tilapia), 1788 nucleotides. RefSeq names its product putative C-type lectin domain family 20 member A. The record is from RefSeq and is a predicted model, not a curated record. The transcript has 5 exons. Bases 544 to 1584 code for a protein of 346 amino acids. NCBI's taxonomy places the organism in Eukaryota, Metazoa, Chordata, Actinopteri, Cichliformes, Cichlidae.
UGGGCAAACACACUGACUCCAUCUCCUCACUGCAGGUACGUUGUGCAUUCUGAGGCUCUCCUUUGUCUCAUAUUCAUGUGAAGUGAUGUGAGUAAUAAUUCAGUUACACAAAGUUCAGUCUGUAAUAUUUGUACAUUGGCUUCAUUGGGCCACAUUGGUACAUUGGGUCUUCAAGUCUGGUUUGAGUGAUUUAACAGGAAUGUAAAACUGUUUUAAGUUCAUGACAGAACUGGUGCUGUCAGCCGGUGGGAUAGGUCAGUUUCACUGAAGUGGAACUGUAGACUAGAAGGUCCCAUCUAUCAUAAAUGGCAUCGUCCCAAUUCGGAGAAGCAAACAGGAGUGCUGCCAGGCCGGCCAGGGUUGAUUUAAGGCCUGUGAUUAUCCUCCUUCCUGUAUCGCAGGAAUGUGAUGCUAAACACAUGAAAAUACGUUUCUUCAGGCUCCCACAAAGGAACACGCUAACACAGUUUACAGUGAGCGCUAACUCAGUAAUAAUAAAGAAGUGUCACUCUAUGCUGAUGAUGUUUUUGUGUCCAUGAUGAAAUGGUUGCAGAAGAAGUCCCUACAGUCUCUGAGCUCUCAGUCAUGCAGUGUGGUGAAGCGCUCCUCCUGCUGCUCUCAGGUUAUGUGGUCGUUUGCCAGUUUCAGUCUGGUCAGUGCGACAGACAGUUCCACUUCGUCACGCAGUCAAAGACCUGGACCGAAGCUCAGCUUUACUGCAGAGAGAAGUACACCGAUCUCGCCACCUUCACCAGCAAAGACAAAACCAUGGCGGCCCAACAGCUGGUGGGGAGUCAAAAGUUCUGGAUCGGACUCUUCAGGGUCUGGAAGUGGUCUUAUACUGGAACAGGUAAAUCAACCUUCACAAACUGGGGCCCGGGCGAGCCUGGUGUGGAGAAGUGUGUGACAGUAUCUGCACUGGGAAUCUGGUCGACCAGAGACUGUUCAGAAGAGAAGCACUUCAUCUGUUACAGCGGUGAUGCUGGCCGUUACAUCCUGGUGCAGGACUCGAGGAGCUUUUACGGCGCUCAGUCCUACUGCAGGGACAGGUACACAGAUCUGAGCACCAUCAACAGUGUGGUGAACAACACGGAGAUCAUGACUCUGCUGGCGUCAGACAUUUAUGAUGGUUAUUCAAUGAAUGGAAGUAGAUCGCUGAUUCCCUCUUUGUCACUUGCCUGGAUUGGUUUGAGCAACAGCUGGGAGUGGUCUGAUGGGAGCGACAUCCAGUUCCUGCCUCUGACUUUGCAAUCAGCAGAUGGGGACUGUAUGAUGGUGGACCAGUCAUCAUCAUCGUGGCUUUUCCAGCCAUGCAACAAUGCCCACCCCUUCCUCUGCUACCAGGAUGUCCAAACUCCAGUGUUGAAGCGCAGCGUGAAGGUUUGGCUGAGAGCGGGAUCUGCAGACCUGAACAACCCCGCAGUGCAAGAGUCCAUCCUGAAGCAGGUGAGGGAGAAGCUGGUGGAGCAAGGAGUCACUGAGGAGGUGAAGCUGAGGUGGAGGACGCAGCCCGAUGGGAAGGUUUUCCACAGAGAGGAGGAGACAGCCGGUUACUGUGAGGAGGAAGACUGUGGGUCGGUUUAGUCUGCACACCAGGAAGUGACAUCAUCUGUUUAUUCAUUAUAAUUGGCUGAUGUUUCAUUGAUAAAUCAAUUACGUCUUUUAAUCUUUAGAAGUUAUCUGACUGACACAUAUCAGUAGUUAGCUCAUAAAUUAUUGUGUAUAUUAGGGUUAGUAAUCGAGUACAUGUAUGUGUGAUGUUUGAAAAGUAAUUACUCUGUAGAUUGU